UUAGAGGUGUGAUAUUUUAUUUAACAGAACUUAUAAAAAUAAAAUGAAUGCCUAAAUUUAUUACAUAAAUACAGUCUGUCUUAGAUGUUGUAUGAAACAUUUUGUUUUUAUAAAAUAGGUUUGUUUAUAAUUGCUUGUUCCUAAUGUGUUGACAUAUGAAGUGUGUCUGUUUUUAUAAAAAGUUUCGCGGGAAUUUGUCGUGUAUUAUUAAGAAAUGGCUUUGGGCGGAUCAACGUUCCUGCAGAACGCUACGAUGUUGGAGCAACUCCUUGAAGAGAUCAAUUUUCAGCGGACCAAGGAGAUGCGGCAGUUGAUGAAGGAUGACUCAGGUUUCGUGGUCCUGCAGGGCACGACGUACUGGACAGAUCUAUUUGUACGCCACUUCCUGUUUCAAGAGGAACAGUCUAUCGACUGCGACGAUUUACUGUUUUUUGUUCGCAAACGUCACGUCAAAGGUUCUUCGCGCUACCUGCCCAAGUAUGAGACGGACGUGGAGGUGUUUCGCAAAGACUCCAAGAAGUUGCCCAUCGGUGACCCGGAGAUCGACUGGGAGGAGACCGUCUACCUGAAUCUGAUCGUGCACCAGUUCGACUAUACGCUCACGCUGGCCAUCUGCACGCGGACCAGCCCCAAGGAGCUGCAGGUGCUGAAGCGGCACUCCCAAAAGGUGUACGCGUCUCCGAGCCGGCGCAAGAUGGACACAAAGGGUGAGGGUGAGGAGAUGACCUACCCCCAUAUUUGCUUCAUGGUCGAUAAUUUCGAUGAGGUAUUCUGCGACAUAGUCGUCCGUGAUGGAGAGAUGGUGUGUGUGGAGUUGGUGGCCAAGGGUCGUGGAGGCGCUGCUCAAGCCGUCAUCUUCCUCGGAUCUAUUCGUUACGAUGCGCUCACUAGAGUUUAUGAUGCGAGGCAAUCAUCAUUGUCGACGAAGGUGGCGCAGCGCAUGUCGUUCGGUCUGCUGGGACGCGGAGCGGGCGCAGCGGCGCGCUGCGAGUUCGUGCGCAUGAAGGGGCCGGGGGGGAAGGGCCACGCUGAGGUGGCGGUGUCGCGGCCGCGCUCGUGUGGUGCCCACACGCCAAGCUCGGAGCCCGGACUCACGGCUGCCGAGCUGUGGGACAGCGACUGGGAGGACGACGACCCCGACGAGCUGUUCCUCUAUCGGAACCAGCGUCGCCUGAGUGACCCGAGCGCGAACAUAACGACGUUUGUUCGCGGCGGGUGGCGAGCGCGCGAGCGCGACGAUAAGAGUCGCUCGGAAAACGAGGGACUCGAUUCACUCUCGCAUGGUUUGGCGGAGGUCGAGGCAGGCGACCUGCGUGACGAGCUCGACGAUGGCGCAUACAACCCGCUGUGGGCGAUGCGCGGGUUCACGCAGACGUUCCACCUGUGGAAGGAAGGCCGACGCGCGCAGUCCGCGCCGCUCAACGCCUUUCUCACCUACGUCACACUGCCGUGGUGGAGCAUCGCUAAGGAUAUUCUUGAUCAUCGCGAGGAGCCGAUCCUGACCUUCUGAGAGGAGACUCCCGGGGUCUUCCGCCCUCUCCGCAUUUUGUGCGAACUUAUAUUUACAAACGUAACAGCCGCCACAGUAUGCGAGGACGUUCUCGUACUAGUCAUCCAAGAAUUAAGUCAAAUAAUAUCUUAGAUACAUUAACAAAGUGCAUUAACUUUUAGCGAACUUUUAUCCUUUUAAAUAUAUUUUUGUUAAAGUAUAACGAAAUAAAUAGUCGUCAAUAUAUAUGACAAGCGCCGAAUGUAUUUCUCGAGGAACCAUCUAAAAUGAAUAAUAGAAAACAGUAUCAAUAUUAUACCGUAUAACGUAAAUGUGUGAUACAAUUAUUGAACAACACCACCGACACUGGCGUAUAGUCUGGCCGUCGUGAGCACGCCAGCACGUAGCACACGAGCACGUAGCACGCGAGCACGUAGCACGCGAGCACGUAGCACGCGAGCACGUAGCACGCGAGCACGUAGCACACGAACACGUAGCUCGCGAUAUGUAUGUUGCAAUCAAUUCCUCGUUUUAAACUUGUCUUUCGUCUCGGUAGGACCCUUGGAUUACAUAUUGGAGAUCUGAAACCCUUGUUACAUAUAUAAAGUCAGUGACCAUUUGAAAACUAUAUCCGCGUUCAAAGACGAGUUGCCCUUUAUAAAUCACUAUUUUUUACCAAAAAAUACAAAGAAGGUAAGACAUUAGUUUGUUGUUGAUAUCUCUUAAUUUAAAAAGCAAACUUCCAUACGUGUAUACAUUCAUGCAAAACAGUGGUGGCCAUAUAAUGAUCAAUUAACAACGUUUUUUUUAUAAUUCAUUAUAUAAAAUGAUGAAAUAUAUAUAAAUGUAAUGUUGUAAUUGGCAUGUUGUUCGUAACCACAAUUUGAGAGAAACACUAAAAUAUGAACUAAAUUUAAAUUUUAUGAAUAUUAGUGUUUUUAAUUCUGUUCUUAGUAAAACUUCGAGUAUUUCGACAAUUAAAGUGUAUGAAUUUGUUAGUGAGUCUCUCAAACUGAAUUAGUCUUAGUUUUUGAGCCUUUUUGUUUUAAUUUAGCGUGUAACGUUGGGGCCGACAUAUAGGCUGCUUAGAAAGGCCCCUUAAAAAUAUAUAAAAAGACAUUUUUAUUAACGUUUAUUAAUUUUUAUUAGCAACAAAUGAAGUCAGAAAAAAUAAAGAACGAUUGAUAAAUUGUUUGAAAAUACGCGAUGCUGUCGAAUGACUUUUCUUUUCUUCAAAAGCCUUCAAAUGAUGUCAAUUCAAUGUGACUGCCUAGUAGAUUGUCAAAUAUUUGAACAGAAUAGAAGGUCAUAGUUUUUAGUAUUUCAGAUGGUCUGCUAUUAUUUUGUAUGAACAGUUGCACGCGCGAAUAUUUAUAUUACCUUAUCUAUUGGAUUGAAUAAAUUUUUUCCUCGUGUUUUGGAAAUUAUACGCUUCAGAUUUUACAGCAAUCAAUGGCGUGAAAAAUUAACCGAUACCGAUAGCGGAAAAGUGUUCUAGCGGAAAAGAAAAAAAUCUGCUUAUUAAGUAUUUACUAAAAAAUGAAAUACUAAUACUAUGGGUUUUUAUUUGGAAAAUGAAUUGUAAAUCAAUAAACAUUCUUAAUUAUAUGACCAUCACUGUAAUUCGUUUAUUUAUUAUUGUCAUAAAAAAAAUCAAAUAAAUACUAGUCUUCCCUAAGUCACGUUUUAAAAAUAUUUAUUAGUUGAAUAAGUAUGCGUUUUAAAUUUUAUUUUUGUAUCAAUUGUAAUCGCUAACGAAUAAUGUAGAAAUCAAAAAAGCGAUUUUUAAGUUAUAUACUACCAUAUAAUAUUUAUAACAGUUUGUCUCAAUACAAUUUGUACAAAAUGUAAUAUAAUUUAAAAUAGAUAUGAUAUGUUCUUAUAUUGCUUUUAUAGUUUAAAUGCUACGCCUUAGUGAGAUUUUUUUCAAAUUUAAGUCAUGAAAAAUCAUGUCAUCAUCGUCGUGGUUCCUACAGGCGCAUUACCAGUAAAUUAUUUUUUAAUUUCUGCGUCUGCAAAUGUUUGCAAUUCUUCAGAAAGUUAUCUUGUAUUUUUUUUGCGAUUUUAAUUAUUAAACGUCUUAACUAGCAAAAGCAUACAUACAACACAGAGCAAUGCAUGCUACCUCCGUAUUCCAUUGAUGUUUACCGCCUAUACGGAAACACAAUUUUCACACAUUUGUUUUGCAUUUUUUUUUGACAAUUAAAGCUAAUUACAGAAACUCUUGUCAUCAACAAAAACUUGCCAACUAUUUUUUAUGGAGACUCGGGUACAAAGGGAAUAUUUUAACAAUUAAAAUUUUAUCUAUAAUCUGACAUUAGAAAGUUCGAAGCUAAUUAGAUGCCAGGUUUUUUUUAAUAGUUCCUUGCGUACAUUUUUUAAAUGUUCUAUUUCGGAUAGUCUAUUUUUACUUGAUGUUAUGAUAACGACUUAAAUAUUUAAUCUCAAAAUAUAACCCAUUAUUGUAUAACAUUGAACGAUUAGAAAUCCGAGUUAACGACCGGUAAUGGUCGAGCUGAUGUAAUAUUUCACUGACCAUUUAACUUAAUUACUAUUUAAUUAUACAAAUAAUCUAUUUAUUUAAUAUGUAAAAUAAAUGUAACACUUUUUAAUAUGUUUUAUAAAUGUAAUUGUUACCUACUCCACGUUUCGUCUCUCUCUUGCUGAUAAGAUCGUAUAAGUGUGAAAUAUACGCGUAUUUAUAAAUCAUAUUGUUUAAUAUUUAUUAAUCUCAGUUUUUAUUAAUUUAUCAAUAAAAUUAAUUGCGUCUUAUUAUUACUUUCUUAAAGACAUGAAAUGCAACAUUAAUCUAGCCAUAAUAUAGCAUUAAUAUAAUACAAUUAAUGUACCUAAACAAAAUGUUUACCAUAAAAAUAUUUUAUUUAUAUUUGAGAAAUUUCGUCACAAGCGUCACGUGGAACGAAACGUAUUUGAAUGUGAUACAAUAAAUAUGCUAUACGUCGUAAUAACAUUCCGAAUAUUAAAUAAUUUUAUAAUAUAAUUGUAAUCGUCAUAUUUAGUUUAAUCUUAUGCGACCGUGUCACGACGCAUGUCAUGUUGCUAGCUAGGUUAGAUUAUCUAAUUUUGUAUUGUGAUUUUAAAAUAAUCUUUGAUAUUUAAUGAUACGUUUUUUCGAAGUGAAACUUCUUGAUUUCAUGAGGUCGAAAUCGAGUGUAACGUUAUGUAAACUUUUCUGCCGCAGAAAAGUUUCGCUUCUGUCAGUUUUCGCGCGCUUAAAUAUUUUUUUUUAUAUUAGUGAGACAAUAGUUUGAUAACACUUGGCCUAAGUUAUUUUAAAUGAAUAUAUAUAACUUGUGACGAUGACAGUAAUGUAAUAUACAUAUGUCAUUUAAUUUUAUAUAUUUUAAACAUAUAAAUAAUUCCAAUUACUUGCUCCAAUAGAUCUGACAAGAAAUAUGAAAGUUCAGUAAGUGGAAUUAAACAAUAAUAUAACUUUUAUAAUUAAAAACUCAGAAUGUCAAAUA
Nymphalis io (European peacock) is the source of this 4974-nucleotide messenger RNA. RefSeq lists its product as uncharacterized. Bases 215 to 1510 code for a protein of 431 amino acids. The transcript has 10 exons. The record is from RefSeq and is a predicted model, not a curated record. Lineage: Eukaryota; Metazoa; Arthropoda; Insecta; Lepidoptera; Nymphalidae.